Messenger RNA from Bubalus bubalis (water buffalo), 1238 nucleotides. RefSeq names its product leucine rich repeat containing 51 (gene LRRC51). The coding region runs from base 214 to 792 and encodes 192 amino acids. The transcript is spliced from 6 exons. The record is from RefSeq and is a predicted model, not a curated record. NCBI's taxonomy places the organism in Eukaryota, Metazoa, Chordata, Mammalia, Artiodactyla, Bovidae. Gene Ontology annotation, molecular function: protein binding.
UAGAGGGGACGUGGUGACGUAAGUAGUUACCAUGGAGUUGCGCUGAGUAACCGUGAGAUAGUGGACUCCGAGGCUGGAGUGGAAGCAACUGCGGGGAACAAUCCCUGCACCCAAAGGAGUGAAUCCCUAAUGGUGGAGUUUCAGGCAUCAGUGACAGGCUGAACCCGGAUUCCCAGGGCCCAUGCUUACACCUGACAAAUGAUGGCCUGAGCUAUGAACAAACGGAACUAUAUGAACACUUCGGUGCAAGAGCCCCCUCUUGACUACUCCUUCCGAAGCAUCCACGUGACCCAAGAUCUGUUAAGCGAGGAGCCCCGGACAGGGCUACGACCAGUAAGGCAUGCGAAGUCGGGGAAGUCAAUGACCCAGUCCCUGUGGUUAAACAACAAUGUCCUCACUGACUUGAGAGACUUCAACCAUGCGGUUUCACAGCUCCUGGAGCAUCCAGAGAACCUGGCCUGGAUCGACCUGUCCUUCAAUGACCUGACUUCCAUUGAUCCUGUCCUGACAACUUUCUUCAACCUGAGUGUCCUCUAUCUCCAUGGCAACAGCAUCCAGCGCCUUGGAGAAGUGAACAAGCUGGCUGCCCUCCCUCGGCUCCGGAGCCUGACCCUGCACGGGAACCCCAUUGAAGAUGAGAAGGGGUAUAGGCAAUAUGUGCUGUGCACCCUGCCCCACAUCACCACAUUCGACUUCAGUGGGGUCACCAAAGCAGACCGCACAACGGCUGAAGUGUGGAAACACAUGAACAUCAAACCGAAGAAGGUCCGGAUCAAGCACAGUGCACUCUGAGGUUCCCAGGACCCCAGCAGUCCUAAAGGCCUGAGGGUGGUCCGUUUGGUUUGACAAUAAAUGAUUUGAACUGUUCGGCAGACCACCUUGUCCCAUGCAAAGAUGCCCCCCAAAUCAGGGAACCAGCAUCAUGUUCUGGUCUUACAUCACUGAAACAAGGAGGAAAUGGAAAGAAAGGCCCACUGGCCUCAGCUGAUGGCAUAGCCCUGGGAAAUAUAUCUAACCUGUCUGGGACCUUUGGCGUUCUUUAGUUCAGAUAUCCUGAGGUUAGAGUUGCUUCGCAGAGCAUCAAGGUUCUGUGGAGACGCCCCAGAGGCCUCUGUGACAGGAGGCCAGGAAGAUGGGCUGUGACCUCUGGACGCCCCACUUCAAUCAGAUCAGAGUAGUUCCUCACUCAUGUUUUAUGUGUUAUGAUUCUGCUUAAGAUUUCACUUGAUAAAAACAAU